This is a messenger RNA of Magnolia sinica, 1962 nucleotides long. Its product is annotated as cytochrome P450 93A3-like. The transcript has 2 exons. NCBI's taxonomy places the organism in Eukaryota, Viridiplantae, Streptophyta, Magnoliopsida, Magnoliales, Magnoliaceae. Gene Ontology annotation, molecular function: heme binding; oxidoreductase activity, acting on paired donors, with incorporation or reduction of molecular oxygen; monooxygenase activity. The record is from RefSeq and is a predicted model, not a curated record. Bases 17 to 1570 code for a protein of 517 amino acids.
UCUUCCAUCCAUAACCAUGGCCCACCAUCACCUCCCAACCUACGCCAUCCUCUUCUUCGUCAGUCUCAUCUCCACCGUCCUUCUCCGGACAAUCAUCUCCAAGAUCCGGCGGACUAAGGCCAGAUUCCCGCCAGGCCCGGUAGGAUUCCCAAUCAUCGGCCACCUCCACCUCCUCGGCCCUAUCCCUCACCGAUCCCUACACAAGCUCUCCGAGCGAUACGGCCCAUUACUCCACCUUCGCCUCGGUUCCGUCCCCUCCAUCGUUGCCUCCUCCGUCGAGACUGCCGAAGAGAUCCUCAAGACCCAAGAGACAUCAUUCGCCUCCCGUCGCCAGCCCUCGGCCUUCCGUCGCCUCACCUAUGGCUCCUUCGAUAUGGCCUGGGCCCCCUACGGGCCCUACUGGAAAUUCUUGAAGAAACUUUCCGUGUCCGAACUCUUCAGCAGCCGAACACUCCAGCAUAUGCUGCCGGUGAGGCGCGAAGAGAUAAUGAGAUUGUUGCAAGUGCUACUGAAGAAAUCCGAAGCAGGAAAUGCGGUUGACGUCGGCAGCGAGCUGGAGAAGAUGACGAAUAACGUGAUAUCGAGAAUGAUGAUGAGCGGGAUCUGUACCAGCACCGACGGAGAGGCCGACGACGUCAGGAAGGUGGUGCACGAGGCGCUGGAGCUCAUGGGUGCGGCGAAUGCGUCGGACUAUAUAGGGUUCUGCAGAAAUUUGGAUUUGCAGGGACUGAGGAAGAGGUCGGAGGACGCGCACUGCAGGUUUGAUAGAUUGGUGGAGAGGAUUAUCAAAAAGCAUGAAAAAGCGAGGAAGAUGAACGGUGGCGAUGGUGCGAAGGAUAUUCUCGAUAUCUUGCUCGAUGUCUCAGAAGAUGAGAGUGCCGAAGUGAAAUUAACGAGAGACAACAUCAAAGCUUUCAUGCUGGGUAUCUUUGUGGGUGGAACAGAUACGUCUUCCAUUACAACCGAGUGGGCAUUAGCAGAACUCAUCAACCAUCCUGAUAUGCUUAUGAAAGCAAGGGCUGAGAUCGAUUCAGUCGUCGGAAAGGAAAGAUUGGUUGAAGAAUCAGACGUCCACAAUCUCCCUUACAUCCAGGCAAUCGUAAAGGAAACGUUUCGAUUGCACCCAACAAUCCCCUUGAUUGUAAGAGAAUGCACCAAUGACUGUAAGAUUGACGGCUACGACAUCCCAUUGAAUAGCCAAGUUUUCAUAAGUGUGUGGGCCAUUGGAAGGGACCCAGAGUAUUGGGAUGGCCCACUUGAAUUCCGUCCGGAGCGAUUCAUGCCGUCGGAUAAAGAGAGUGACCAAAGCUGGGUAGAUGUUAGGGGACAGCAUUUUCAGCUCAUACCGUUCGGGAGCGGAAGGAGAGGUUGCCCAGGCACGAACCUAGCCCUGCAUGUCAUACACACCACCAUUGCUCUUAUGGUCCAAUGCUUUGAUUGGAAGAUUGGAAAUGGUGAAGAGAAUCCGGUCCUUGACAUGACUGAGGGGGGAGGAUUAGCACUUCCCAGAUCACAACCGUUGGUUUGUGUCCCAGUAGCCCGUCUAAAUCCAUUCCCUUCGAUUGGUUAGGGAAUUGGGGCUAACUGGUGUUUUCAGUUCUGAUGAGUGGGACGCAUGGUUGGAUAAUCCAAACGAAUGGUCUGUUGAGUUCUAUUUGUGAAUGGGAAAAAAAAAAAAAAAAAAAGGCCUAGAGUGCAUCCAUUGUUGGAUACAAUAGACUCAAUGGUCUGGAUUACUAAAUCAUGGCCCCACUUGUCUAAAUUGAAAGCAGGAGCGUUCACUGUGGAAAGAUGCAAACCUGAAGUGGUUACCUCUAUCUUGAAUUUGCAUUGUUAAAUAUUAGCGUUAAUAUCUUGGUGGGCCCCACAUGUAUGUCCCUUUUCCUUAAUAUUAUUUCGUUUUAUCUCUUGGCUUUUGUUUGUUUUUAAGUCGCAUCUUGAAUGCUAAUAAGGAAAGUUGGU